CAGUUGACGAUCUGCCAGCGAGCGGUACGGAUGUAUUGUCGUGGUAGGAUCUCGUACAGAAACGGAGCAGUCGCUUUAUAACUACGCCGAUACUACGGAGAUUCGGCCUUUAGUGCGUCGUCGUCGUUGUCACUCGUCAUUCGCCGGUGCUGUUACGUCGUAACGCGCACGUUCACCGCCGCCGCAGAUAAGGUCGCCUCUGUCUCUCCUCCCGUCCUUCUCUGCCCGCUCCAUUCUACACUGUCUCUUCACCGCAUCUCUUGUCGUCACCGCCGCCGCCGCUGCUGUGCCGCCGCCGCCACUGCCACCGCCGCUGCCGCCGCCGUCCCGGUGUUCAAGCAGCGCCGCGGCGGUUCCCCUCUAUUGAUCGAAUUUGACCUGCGAAGUUUCCCCUAGCGCGUGUGUGCAGUAUAGUGGCAGCCGGCAGUGGCUCUCUUGCGUUUACGUUUUUGAGUCCGGUGAUACGAUUAAAUAAUCGUGAAUAGCCUCGGUAUGGCCGUGCCAACGGCUUGUACGCGAUUCAGUGACAACUACGAUUUGAAGGAGGAACUUGGCAAAGGUGCCUUCUCUGUGGUUCGACGAUGCGUGCAAAAAAGCACCGGUCAUGAGUUUGCUGCAAAAAUCAUAAACACUAAAAAGCUCUCGAACAGAGAUUUUCAAAAACUUGAGCGUGAGGCGCGAAUAUGUAGAAAGCUGCAACAUCCAAAUAUUGUGAGAUUGCACGAUAGUAUACAAGAAGAGAAUUUUCAUUAUCUCGUCUUUGAUCUAGUCACCGGCGGAGAACUAUUCGAGGACAUCGUCGCUCGAGAAUUCUACAGCGAAGCUGACGCCUCACACUGUAUUCAACAAAUUUUGGAAAGCGUUCACCACUGCCAUCAUAACGGAGUCGUGCACCGAGAUCUGAAACCCGAAAAUUUACUUCUCGCGAGCAAGGCGAAAGGGGCGGCUGUGAAAUUAGCGGAUUUUGGUCUGGCAAUCGAGGUGCAGGGUGAAGCACAAGCAUGGUAUGGUUUCGCUGGAACACCCGGUUACCUCAGUCCGGAAGUGCUAAAGAAAGAACCUUAUGGGAAAGCAGUCGAUAUAUGGGCGUGCGGUGUUAUCCUAUACAUUCUUCUUGUUGGCUACCCGCCGUUUUGGGACGAGGACCAGCAUCGACUUUAUGGGCAGAUCAAGGCUGGAUCAUACGAUUAUCCGAGUCCAGAAUGGGACACCGUCACGCCAGAAGCCAAGAAUCUUAUCAAUCAGAUGCUAACAGUAAAUCCAGGAAAAAGAAUUACUGCCAGCGAGGCAUUGAAACAUCCAUGGAUUUGCCAACGUGAACGUGUUGCGUCUGUUGUGCACAGACAAGAGACCGUGGACUGCUUGAAGAAAUUCAAUGCAAGGCGCAAAUUAAAGGGCGCUAUAUUGACGACCAUGCUGGCAACGCGAAAUUUUUCCAGUAAGUAUGAUACACAGGGUCGAAGCAUCAUCACGAAGAAGGGUGAUGGCUCUCAAGUGAAGGAAUCCACCGAUAGUAGCACAACGAUCGAGGAUGAUGACGUUAAAGAGGAUAAGAAGGGCGGCGUCGACCGGAGCAGCACGGUCAUUGCCAAAGAACCCGAAGACAUAAGAAUCGUGUGUCCUAUCAAGACCUGCAGCCAGCUCUCAACGAACUCCCAAUGCUCAGCGCGCCGACAGGAAAUCAUCAAGAUGACUGAACAAUUGAUUGAGAGCAUCAACACCGGGGAUUUCGAAGCGUACACGAAAAUCUGUGAUCCACACUUGACCGCAUUCGAACCGGAAGCUCUAGGUAAUUUAGUCGAAGGAAUGGAUUUCCACAAAUUUUAUUUUGAUAAUGCAGUCCUUGGGAAGAACUGUAAAGCUGUCAAUACUACCAUCUUGAAUCCUCACGUUCACCUGCUGGGUGAAGAUGCCGCUUGCAUCGCAUAUGUCAGGCUGACGCAGUACAUAGACAAACAAGGCAUCGCACAUACUCAGCAGAGUGAAGAGAGCCGUGUAUGGCACAAGAGAGACAACAAGUGGCAGAAUGUGCAUUUUCAUCGAAGCGCAGUGACGGGUCCGUCGCCAUUUUCUUUCAAUCACAAAUAGAUCGGCUAAGAGGACUGUCCCUGCUACCGCUCUCAGUGGACGCUUUUUGUCACCAUAGAAAGCGAAUUAAUGAACGUUAGGAAUACGGAGCACAUAUUCGGGCGUUCUUAUACACACUUACAUACACACACAUACAUACACACAUACACACGCGCGCGCGCACGCAUAUAAAUACACAGAUGCGUAUGCAUAUACACAAAAAGAGAUAUGUAUAUGAAAAAAGUUACAUUACAAACAACGAUGUAACAUUCGAAAAA
Nylanderia fulva is the source of this 2345-nucleotide messenger RNA. It is a transcript of the gene CaMKII, whose product is annotated as Calcium/calmodulin-dependent protein kinase II. Gene Ontology annotation, biological process: protein phosphorylation. The record is from RefSeq and is a predicted model, not a curated record. Gene Ontology annotation, molecular function: ATP binding; calmodulin binding; calcium/calmodulin-dependent protein kinase activity. Lineage: Eukaryota; Metazoa; Arthropoda; Insecta; Hymenoptera; Formicidae.